AUGGAUGCCCUGGAGGAUGCGAUUUGGGCCAACAGCACGGCGGUGCCCCCACCCCUGGCGCCAAAUGUAUUUGUGGUGGCCCUGGUGGGCAUCGCCCGGGCCGUGGUAUCCAUGACGGUCAGCACCUCGAAUGCCGCCACUGUUGCUGACAAGAUCCUGUGGGAGAUCACCCGGUUCUUCCUGUUGGCCAUCGAGCUGAGUGUGGUCAUCCUGGGCCUUGCCUUUGGUCACCUGGAGAGCAAGUCAAGCAUCAAACGGGUGCUGGCCAUCACCACGGUGCUGUCCCUAGCCUACUCUGUCACGCAAGGGACCCUGGAGAUCCUGUACCCUGAUGCCCAUCUCUCAGCUGAUGACUUCAACAUCUACGGGCACGGGGGCCGCCAGUUCUGGCUGGUCAGCUCCUGCUUCUUCUUCCUGGUUUACUCUCUGGUGGUCAUCCUCCCCAAGACCCCGCUGAAGGAGCGCAUCUCCCUGCCUUCGCGGAGGAGCUUCUACGUGUAUGCGGGUAUCCUGGCACUGCUCAACCUGCUGCAGGGGCUGGGCAGCGCGCUGCUGUGCGCCGACAUCAUCGAGGGCCUCUGCUGCGUGGACGCCACCACUUUCCUCUACUUCAGCUUCUUCGCGCCGCUCAUCUAUGUGGCCUUCCUCCGGGGCUUUUUCGGCUCAGAGCCCAAGAUCCUCUUCUCCUACAAAUGCCAAGUGGAUGAGACCGAGGAGCCAGAUAUGCGCCUGCCCCAGCCCUAUGCUGUGGCCCGACGGGAGGGCCAGGAGGCAGCGGGGGCUGCAGGGGCCUCAGCUGCCUGCUACUCGAGCACACAGUUCGAUUUGGCUGGUGGGGUUGCCUACCUGGACGACAUCGCCUCCAUGCCCUGCCAUGCCGGCAGUAUCAACAGCACGGAUAGUGAACGCUGGAAGGCCAUCAAUGCCUGAGAGUGGCCCCUGUCCUGCUGGGCCUGUGGAGGACAGAUCAGAGAGGCUAGGGGCCCAGAGUCCCAGGCGGAGGAGGCCGAGGUUG
This is a messenger RNA of Galeopterus variegatus (Sunda flying lemur), 1015 nucleotides long. It is a transcript of the gene TPRA1, whose product is annotated as transmembrane protein, adipocyte asscociated 1. The record is from RefSeq and is a predicted model, not a curated record. Gene Ontology annotation, biological process: G protein-coupled receptor signaling pathway. The coding region runs from base 1 to 930 and encodes 309 amino acids. The transcript is spliced from 9 exons. Gene Ontology annotation, molecular function: G protein-coupled receptor activity. Gene Ontology annotation, cellular component: plasma membrane. Lineage: Eukaryota; Metazoa; Chordata; Mammalia; Dermoptera; Cynocephalidae.